This is a messenger RNA of Pseudomassariella vexata, 675 nucleotides long. RefSeq names its product mitochondrial 39-S ribosomal protein L47 (MRP-L47)-domain-containing protein. Gene Ontology annotation, molecular function: structural constituent of ribosome. Gene Ontology annotation, biological process: mitochondrial translation. The annotation marks the transcript as partial. NCBI's taxonomy places the organism in Eukaryota, Fungi, Ascomycota, Sordariomycetes, Amphisphaeriales, Pseudomassariaceae. The transcript is spliced from 2 exons. The record is from RefSeq and is a predicted model, not a curated record. Gene Ontology annotation, cellular component: mitochondrial large ribosomal subunit; mitochondrial ribosome.
AUGGCCAGCCCAGCCUCCAUCCGGCCGUCAAUCGGUCGGAUACUUCAGCAGAGCAGCAAGGGCUGCCCCUCGAGCUGCUACAGCCUCCCGAUCCUCAUGUCCAGACCCGUUCAGAGCUCCCCCUUCUCCACAACCCCUGAGCUGCAAGAACGCCGGCCAAAGCGCGACAACAAUCGACUGCGUGGCCUGAGUAGUCUCUACAGGUCCGGGUUCAAGGCAAGCAUGGCAAUUGACGGAGUGGAGAUCCCGAAGCCCGCCAAGUACAAGCCCGAAAUCAAGGUCGACCCCAACCACGGCCUGUGGGACUUUUUCUAUGAGAAGGACAAGCUGCUGCAGACGCCCGAGGAAGACUCUCAGCAUGGUCGGGCUUGGACCGUGGAGGAGCUGCGACACAAGAGCUGGGACGACCUGCACAAACUAUGGUAUGUGUGUGUCAAGGAGCGCAACCGCAUUGCCACGGCGACUCGUGAACGGAAGCGCAUAGCUCUGAGGACCGGUGAUGACGAGAGCGAGGAGAGAGACAGACAGGUAUUGCGGACGAUGAAAGCUAUCAAGUUCGCACUUACGGAGCGUUACUACAGCUGGGAGGAUGCGAGGAAGCUGGCCGAGGAAGACCCCGAGGUCAACCUGUCUAACACCAAGAAUCCAUAUACCCCAUUAAGCUAUCUGGAGGAC